Molecule: messenger RNA, 1476 nt
Organism: Aspergillus ochraceoroseus IBT 24754
Lineage: Eukaryota; Fungi; Ascomycota; Eurotiomycetes; Eurotiales; Aspergillaceae
Exons: 4
Coding region: 1-1476 (491 amino acids)
Biological process (GO): reciprocal meiotic recombination
Source: RefSeq, a predicted model, not a curated record
AUGUAUCACUCCCCCCAGCAACCUCAAGAGCCAGCCUCGCAAACCCGUCUCCCUCUGGCAAAAUUCUCCUGGACCUCAACCUCCAUCAACCAUAGAGGCCCCUUGACCUGGAGCCAUAUCUUCGGACAUGGGGAUAUUACUGGAAUAUUUGAAGAAUAUAAGGCACAGCCUACUUCGCCUGCAAAAACCUUGUUCAAAGUCAUCCGCGAUCAGGAGAUUCUUGAGGAAAUUAAUAUAAUAGAGCUUAUGAGAGAAGCUGAGCUUUUUGAACAAUCCUCCAAGUUGAACAAUUCGAAAAAGCCAAUCUUUGCUGUCGUCGUCAAGUUACCCUGUCUGGCAGUCAAAUAUCCACAAGAGAACAGAUGGCUUCGUCGUUUCCAGAUCAAGUUUUCCUCGGAUCGGGACUUCUAUACAGCUCUAGCUAUACUUAGCGACAUCAACUGCCCUUUCUCGGAAUCAAAUGUUACACCAUCAUCACAGUCUAUGCACCGGUCGACUUCAUCGCAGUGGAACUCUGGACCUACUACAGGGGUCUUUAGCUCGCAAGGAAGCUCAUAUGCCCAUGGCAGAAACGGAAUUACAGUGUUGAAUAUGAGGGAGUCCCCUCCAUACUCCUCGAGUGGUGUCUCUCGCAACACGAUAUCCCGAGCCCCUACAACUCCCUCUCUAGCAUCAUCAUCGUCAUCGUCAUCGUCAUCGUCAUCAUCGUCAUCAUCAAGUGCCACUACGUCACACAGUAUGGACUUGGUUUCAGGAUACCCUCGCCAUAACCUGGCCCUAAACACCAAGUCACCUAUGUAUCCCGAUACACUAUCAGCGGUUGAUCUGAACCAAGUUCCUCAUCGACCAGGCACAGCAACCAGCUACCACGACAUUCAAACCCUGGACCAGAUCCUGCCUCCAAAACGCGAACUGCCGUUUUCCAAGCCCGCCCCGAAAAGACCGCGAAUCUCAGGCCCAAUGUCUACUACUAACCCACCACCACCCAGUACAUCUACCCCCCAGACAUCCAACACAGGUGAGAAAGAAAGCCCUCACCCAGACCAUCCAAACAAUGAUAUCCUCAUGCAACCUCCAACAAACUACACAGACCCAGAUCCGAACCUCUCGCUCCCAAACCCUACAACAAACCAAUCCCAAUUUCCAACCGCACUACCACUACCACCCCAGUUCGGCCCAACACAAGAUUACGCCGCGCCCAUCCCCACGCAAUCGAUAACCCAAAACACAUUCCCUCCCCAGCAGUCUUCUCCCAUCCAGCCAAAAACCACACCGCCCUACCGUGAACGCAACACCGAGACAGAAAAUGCAAGACCGCAGCAGUAUGCUCACCUAUUCCCGUACCGUUCGGCGUCGACGAUCGAGAGCGCGCAAAAGCUCGAGGACUGGAUUUGCGCGCUCCUCGAGGACGAACGGUUUCUUCAGCUUUGUCAGGAUGUGGAGGGGACGUGGUGCCGGGUUGCUUUAGGCAAGUGA